This is a messenger RNA of Clarias gariepinus (North African catfish), 2120 nucleotides long. It is a transcript of the gene lman2, whose product is annotated as lectin, mannose-binding 2. Gene Ontology annotation, cellular component: COPII-coated ER to Golgi transport vesicle; Golgi membrane; endoplasmic reticulum-Golgi intermediate compartment. The record is from RefSeq and is a predicted model, not a curated record. Lineage: Eukaryota; Metazoa; Chordata; Actinopteri; Siluriformes; Clariidae. Bases 34 to 1080 code for a protein of 348 amino acids. The transcript is spliced from 8 exons. Gene Ontology annotation, biological process: endoplasmic reticulum to Golgi vesicle-mediated transport; Golgi organization; endoplasmic reticulum organization. Gene Ontology annotation, molecular function: D-mannose binding.
GUUGAGGCGUUAAAAAGAAACCAGCUUGUGAAAAUGGCUACAGAUAGGCAACUGUCAUCUUUUUUUAGCUACCCUCACAAAGGCGUUUGUAAAAUGUUUCUACUUUUGUGGUUGCUACAUUUUUGUUCGGUGUCUUCGGAUAUAACUGAUGGCACCUCGGAGCACUUAAAGCGUGAACACUCACUCAUAAAGCCAUAUCAAGGAGUUGGAACAAGUUCUUCGAGUCAGUGGGAUUUUUGGGGGAGUACUUUAGUUACAAGCCAGUAUGUGCGCCUGACACCUGACGAACGUAGCAGGCAAGGUUCCAUCUGGAACACAGUGCCCUGUUAUUUGAAAGACUGGGAGAUGCAUGUGCAGUUUAAAGUUCAUGGAUCAGGGAAGAAGAACCUGCAUGGGGAUGGCAUUGCUAUCUGGUACACAAAAGAGCGAUUACAUCCUGGAGCGGUCUUUGGAAACCAGGACCGUUUUGUAGGCCUAGCUGUUUUUGUGGAUACUUUCCGCAAUGACCUCAACGGCAUGGAUCGCUCCUUUCCCUACAUUUCUGCAAUGGUGAGUAACGGCUCGCUGUCAUACGAUCAUGGAAACGAUGGCCGCUCUACAGAACUGGGCGGCUGCUCGGCUGAACUCAGAAACAAAAACCACGACACUUAUCUUGCUAUUCGAUACUCCAAAGGCAGACUCACAAUUAUGGUAGAUGUGGAUGAUAAGAACGGUUGGAAAGAGUGUAUUGAUAUCGGAGGCGUCCGACUGCCUACUGGCUACUUUUUUGGAGCGUCUGCAGCCACAGGCGAUCUCUCAGACAACCAUGAUAUUAUCUCCAUGAAAAUGUAUCAGUUGAUGGUGGAACACACGCCGGAGGAAGAUAGUCAAGACUGGACUAAGAUUGAGCCCAGUGUCAGUCUGCUCAAGUCUCCUAAAGACAAUGUUGAUGAUCCAACUGGCAAUUUCCGGAGUACACCUCUUACUGGGUGGAAGGUCUUCCUACUUCUCUUGUGCGCUCUUCUCGGGAUUGUUGUUUGCGCUGUUGUGGGAGCAGUGGUCUUUCAGAAACGACAAGAAAGGAACAGGAGGUUUUACUAGACAUGAGUAUGAACAGGACAUUUUAAAAGAACUCAAAAGAAAUUGAAUGGGAGAGGUUAAUGUGACUUUUUUUUUUUUUUUUAAGCGGUUGGACAAAUGCAGCAGCAGUGGUUUCUGUUUAUACAAUGUACAUCAGAUCACACUUUUGCAAAACAACAUUAGGUUUUAAAAAAAAGGCAAACUGUUCAAUCGGUGUGAAAGGCAAGAGACAUGACUACACUUUAUCUAUGCUGUUUAUUUGACACACACUGCUCUAUGUUCCUAGUUUGAUCUUUUUUAAAUAUGUUUAAAUCAUUUAUGUAAUUGUUUUGAUUUUAGAUUUACAGCAAAACCAUUUUAGGUGUGCUUGUUAAUUUCAGUCAAGGUGUCUUUUCCUCAGUUACCUACUAUUUGAGUUUUGAAGGGGAUUAUUUUGAACUAAAAGGGUUAAAUAGGGUUUGGUGUUAAAAUACUGAAUUUAGAGUGAAAAACUAUGAAUUGUAUACAUCUGUUUUGUCCUAAAAAUGUACCACCAUGAUUUAUUAUGUGUUGCAUUUUGUUACUGCAAACUGCUUUCAUAGUCAAAAAACUGAAUAGAAAUUGGGAAGUUUUUGAGUAAACAAGUAAAGUUGAGUUGUUUAUCAAUAUGUUUUGACUGUUUAGGGUGUGUUGUUGUUGUUUUUUUUUUUUUUUUUUUUGUCUUUUCUUCCUCAGCUCCAACAGUAUUGUAAUUUUCCUGGUUCUUGCUAAUUCUAAGUAUUUUGGCUGCAGGAAUCUAUGAAAGUGUGAUCUGAUUUGCUUUAGCAUAAAUGUCUUGAUUCAAUACAUAAGUAAGGACACAGCACAGUUUGGAGAAUUAAGAGAUAAUACACUGAGGCUUAAGUUAACUUGAAAUAAUGAAAAACUUAAUGAUGAGAAUCCUGUGAAUGUAACACAGUACAUGUUGCAGACUGGUUAAAAUGCACUAAUGCGUCAUUUAGCUGUUCUGCACCACAAGUCCAGUUUCUAUGAAAUAGAAAAGGGCAAGCAUUGUACAAGGAAAUAAAGAAGUUCUUCCAUUA